Molecule: messenger RNA, 1026 nt
Organism: Metarhizium album ARSEF 1941
Lineage: Eukaryota; Fungi; Ascomycota; Sordariomycetes; Hypocreales; Clavicipitaceae
Product: homocitrate synthase
Exons: 2
Coding region: 1-1026 (341 amino acids)
Source: RefSeq, a predicted model, not a curated record
AUGCCAUUAGUCUUCAAGUCUCAACUGACCUUGGACAGACAUCUCUUAGGGAAGAAGUCAUGGAACGUCUAUAAUGCCGACAACAUCGCGAGAGUGCGCCGCGACGAAGCUGCGGCCAAGGCCGCAGAAGAAGCGGAGGAGCAGCGCAUGCAGGAAAUCGACUCGCAGCACCGCUUGGCGAUCCUCAGAGGCGAAGUACCGCCACCACUGGAAAACGGUGUGACAAAUGGCCUGGAAGUAUCGCCAAAAUCAAGCAGGGAGGGUGGCCCAGAUCGUUAUAGGGACAUGCGGAGGAAAAGAAAGCGCCAUGGCGAGGAUGACACAGAUUUCGAACUACGUGUAGCAAAGGAGAGGACGGACGCCGUGAUCCAAUCACUGGAAUCAUCCCGACAACCAAAGAGCUCGGCCCCGAUAGUGGAUCGCCACGGCCAUAUUGAUCUGUUUGGCGACGAGAAGACCAGGGCCCACAGCGAAAAGAACCAGGAAGCGGAGCAGGAGGCACACAAGAAGAGGCGGGAAUAUGAAGACCAAUAUACGAUGCGCUUCUCCAACGCAACCGGCAGGCAUGGAACAAACAAUCCGUGGUACUCCCAAGCAGUAGCCGCGAGUCGGGAUGCGCCGCUGAAAGACGUCUGGGGGAACGACGAUCCAAGGCGCAGGGAGAGAGAUACGAAUCGUAUGGCCGCCAGCGAUCCCCUUGCCAUGAUGAAAAAGGGAGCGUCGCGGGUGAGAGAAUUGAAACAAGAGCGAAGGAAGUUCCAGGAAGAGCGAGAGGACGAGAUGCGUCAAAUGCGAAAGGACGAGCAGCGCAGGGAAAAGCACAGGCAGAGAGAGGAGCGUGAACACAGACGACGGAGCGCAUCACCCAAAUCUAAGAGGAGACGGCAUCGGUCUAGUGACGCGCAAGACGACAAGUAUGACAGAGACUGGGAGAGGGGGAGAAGAAGGGACAGGGACCGAGAGCAGCCACAUCGGCGCAACUCUCUUUCUCACGAGAGGGAGUCUCGUUGCCGCCAUCAUGAUUGA